AUGGCGGAUCAAGUCAACAGACCGCAUCGCGCGCCCAAAGAGAAGAAAAAAAGGGCACCUGGAGAGAAGAACGUCAAAGCAUUCGCUUACGCAAACCCCGGCCGCCUCAACAAGCAAGCCGUUAGAGCUCAAGAUGUCAAAGAAAAGCGGUUACAUGUCCCCCUCGUCGAUCGACUACCCGAAGAGGCGCCUCCCAUCGUUGUCGCUGUCGUCGGUCCCCCCGGCGUGGGCAAAACGACGCUCAUCAAGUCUCUGAUCAAGCGAUACACCAAGCAGACGCUCUCGCACCCUACCGGGCCCCUCACGGUGGUGACCUCGAAGCGCAGACGCCUUACCUUCCUCGAAUGCCCGUCCGACUCCCUGGCCGCUUCGAUAGAUGUGGCAAAGAUAGCCGAUAUUGUGCUACUGAUGAUCGAUGGCAACUAUGGCUUCGAGAUGGAGACGAUGGAAUUUUUGAAUGCGCUUAGCGCCAGUGGCAUGCCGGGGAAUGUAUUUGGGAUUCUUACACAUCUCGACUUGUUCAAAAAGCAAAGCGCAUUGCGCGAGGCAAAGAAGAGGCUCAAACAUCGGUUCUGGGCCGAGCUCUACCAAGGCGCAAAGCUGUUCUACUUGAGUGGUGUGAUCAAUGGGAGAUAUCCGGACAGGGAAGUACAUAACCUUAGCAGAUUCUUGAGUGUGAUGAAGAAUCCGAGGCCGUUGGUUUGGCGCAAUUCGCACCCAUAUUGUCUGGCAGACCGCUUUCUCGACGUAACACCUCCCACACAAAUGGAGGAGAACGCAAAAUGUGAUCGGGAGAUCGCGCUGUACGGAUAUCUACGAGGGACCAACCUCCCAGCAAACAAGGCCAGGGUACACGUUCCUGGGGUUGGAGAUCUCACCGUGAAGGAAAUAGAAGCAUUACCAGAUCCGUGCCCAACACCUCAUAUGGAUCAAGCCAUCGCUAAAGUAACAGGCAAAUCUGGCAGGCGAAGGCUAGGGGAGAAGCAAAAGUUACUGUUUGCGCCAAUGUCAGAUGUAGGGGGAGUUCUAGUCGACAAAGAUGCAGUCUACAUCGAUGUGAAAACUUCAACCUUUAAUCGUGAUGCUGAGGAUGUCGAAGAUCGUGGCCUAGGUGAACAGCUGAUGCUAGGGCUCCAAGGCGAACGAAAACUGCUUGGUGAAGCAGGAUCUGGUGUCCGUCUAUUUCAAGGUGGUGGUGAGCUUGCUUCAGCCGACGACGACAAGAUUGAGAGUCAUGUUGGACGAAGUGGCCAGAGGCAGGCCAGAUUCAUCGAAAGGGAAGCUGGAGACGAUGAUGAGGAUGAAGGAUUUGAAAGCGGCGGAAGCGGCGGAAGCUCUGAUGCUGAAGAUGAGGACGACGGGGAUAACGUGCUUGAGACACAUGGCCAACCAGGAUUCCUGACCAAGAAUGACCGAGACACUGAUGGAAAGAAUGGGGACAUUGCUUUUGCGGACAGCGAUUCGGACAUUGGUUCUGUGUCUUCCAUCGAGGACCAAGAGCUAGAGGAUAACUCUGACGAAGAGAGUGAUGGUGAGGACGAUGGCGCUCUACGAUGGAAGGAAAACAUGGCCGAGAAUGCCAAAAAGCUACACACCAUCAAGAUCGCCUAUCGAGCGGUUGAUCUGUCAAGGAUGAUGUAUGAUGAAUCACUUUCCCCUGCCGAUGUUGUUCGUCAGUGGAGCGGACAAGCGGUGCCGGACGAAGAAGAUGAUGGGGGUGGAUCGGAUGAAGGAGACGGCGAGUUCGAAGAUCUCGAAGCUGGCGACGCCAUCAACGGAAACGCACCACCAUCAGACGAGCUCGAUCUUGAUGCAGAGCGGGCCCGGAAUGCGAAACGAAAAGAAGAAUUGAAACUUCGCUUCGAGGAAGAGGAUCGUGAAGGCUUUGCAAACAUCAAGAACAAAACGGGUGGCCCUGAGGAGCAGUUCGGUGAAGACGAGUGGUAUGAUGCGCAGAAAGCUGCCCUGAAGAAACAGUCGGACAUCAAUCGUGCAGAGCUUGACACAUUGGAUCCAGUGGCUCGAGCACGAGCAGAGGGAUUCAAAGCGGGCAUAUAUGCCCGAAUCGUCCUCGAUCAGGUACCAUAUGAGUUCGCUCGAUCUUUCGACUCCCGCAAUCCCAUCAUUAUCGGCGGUCUUGCGCCAACCGAAGAGCGAUUUGGCUUCGUCCAGGUGCGAAUCAAGCGUCACCGAUGGCACAAGAAGAUCCUGAAAACGAACGACCCACUAAUCUUCUCGCUGGGAUGGCGUCGAUUCCAGACUCUGCCCAUCUACAGCAUAUCCGACUCCCGCACCCGCAACCGGAUGCUCAAAUACACGCCCGAACACAUGCACUGCUUCGGCACCUUCUACGGGCCCCUCGUGGCGCCCAACACGGGUUUCUGCUGCGUGCAGUCGUUCAGCAACUCGAACCCGGGCUUCCGCAUCGCGGCCACGGGGGUGGUGCUCAACGUCGACGAGGCCAGCGAGAUCGUCAAGAAGCUCAAGCUGACCGGCCACCCGUACAAGAUCUUCCGCAACACCGCCUUCAUCCGCGACAUGUUCAGCUCGGCCAUCGAGAUCGCCAAGUUCGAGGGGGCAUCCAUCCGCACCGUGUCUGGGUUCGAAGCGCGUGAUGUGUCCCAUGCGGAACUGGUUCAGGAAGCGCGGGUCCUCGGACCAGAAGAGGCGGAUGUCCGGGAUGCCGAAGAGGAUCAUGGCCAGUCUCUCGAUGCCGAUGCCCCAUGCCCAGCCGAUGCGGUCGCCGACGCCGGCGUCGUUUCGAAACAACCACGAAUUGUACCCCUGUCGAGUCCAUCUUCAGAAGCAAUGGCAGCUGUGCUGUUCCAUCGCAGAGGUGUGACAGGAGAGAAGGACUUGCGCGAUGCGCGGACUGCUCGGCCAGUGAAGAGAAGCCUCAUUGGGGACAGGGAGACGGGGAGACAGCUUCUUGCAGGCCACCGUUGGCUUGUUGUCAAGGUCCGCUUACAAACGCGUUCUCCCUCCGAUCCCAGAACCAUGCUUAGCACUUUCGUCCACGUCUUUCGGAAGCAGGGCUUCUUUGGUCUUUACAACGGUCUUUCUGCCGCUCUUCUUCGCCAACUCACCUACUCCACCGUCCGCUUUGGCGUCUACGAAGAUCUAAAAGCACGCUUUCGUGCUGCUCCAUCACCCCCGAAUCCCCGAGGCCAGGCCCCGCUUCCGCAGCUCCUCCUGAUGUCGGGGACCGCCGGCUUCCUCGGUGGCAUUGCUGGGAACCCCGGAGAUGUUUUGAACGUGCGUAUGCAAUCUGACUUCGCAAAGCCGCCCGAGAAGAGGUGGUACUACAAAAAUGCAUUGGAUGGCCUAAUACGUAUGAUCCGAGAGGAAGGGCCGGCAUCUAUCACCCGCGGCAUCUGGCCCAACAGUGCUCGAGCUCUUCUCAUGACCUCUUCUCAACUUGCUUCCUACGACACGUUCAAGCAGACCAUGACUCAGCGCUUCGCUAUGCCGGAUAACGUCGGUACCCACUUCAUCUCCUCGCUCGCUGCUGGGUUCGUGGCAACCACGAUAUGCUCACCCGUUGAUGUGGUCAAGACACGCAUCAUGUCAGCCGGUGGGAAGAUCGGGAUCUUGUCGCUAUUGAAGGAGACAACCAGGCGGGAAGGUUUGAUAUGGAUGUUCAGGGGUUGGGUGCCAAGCUUUGUCAGGUUGGGGCCACAGACGAUUGCGACCAUGAUUUUCUUCGAACAGCACAAAAAGGUCUAUCGGAAGUUGAAGGGAGAUCCAAGCGAUGCGUGA
Endocarpon pusillum Z07020 is the source of this 3759-nucleotide messenger RNA. RefSeq lists its product as uncharacterized. The record is from RefSeq and is a predicted model, not a curated record. The transcript is spliced from 7 exons. Gene Ontology annotation, molecular function: U3 snoRNA binding; GTP binding; GTPase activity. Gene Ontology annotation, biological process: maturation of SSU-rRNA from tricistronic rRNA transcript (SSU-rRNA, 5.8S rRNA, LSU-rRNA); endonucleolytic cleavage of tricistronic rRNA transcript (SSU-rRNA, 5.8S rRNA, LSU-rRNA); ribosome biogenesis. The coding region runs from base 1 to 3759 and encodes 1252 amino acids. Gene Ontology annotation, cellular component: nucleus; 90S preribosome. Lineage: Eukaryota; Fungi; Ascomycota; Eurotiomycetes; Verrucariales; Verrucariaceae.